UGCUUGUUUUUGCAGCGUGAAACUCCCCCAUCGUCAAGCACCCUCUCGCCCAAUCACAUCAGCUAAUUUAUGCUGCAGCAUCGCCUGCAUGCCGGGGUGGAUCCCGGCUUCCUGCAUUUCUGAGUGUGAGGUACCAAUCAGACUGCGCCGUUCGGUUGGCAAUUAUCCCUUGACACGGACACGCUCUCGACGUCACCUACCGCUCGCAACGAUUCCGGAUUCAGGAUUUCUCAAUUAACAAGACUGUGACGCUAUGCCAACAGCCUUUUUUAUCUUCCUGUCAACCCCGGCGGUUUGAUGUGAUGCGUGUUUCGUCUUCAUCCUCACCUUCGUUUUCGACUUCGAAACCUUUACCUUCGCUGCUAUCUUGUCUUGUGGACCUACGGUGUUCCCAACGUGUCGCGGACAACAUACCAACAGACUGCCCGCACUGCCUUUUUCCACGUUCCUGAGCGCACCACCUCCCGCUACGGCACACGCUUACACAAGGCGGCCCGCCGUCGGUUUCUCUUCAAGUGCGGCCAACAGACCCUGACCAUUUUUCGACAAUCGCUGGAAGAUUGAAAAGCAGAUGGUCUGAUUUUUGGCGGAAUCCGAAGGGAACGGAAACUGGGUGAAUCGCUUUGCAAUCGCUUUGCAAUCGCUUUUUCCCUAGAACUACACCAACACCAACCUCCCAAGCAGCAAUGGCGCCCCAAGGGAUAGCUCCCGCUGCAAGCAUGCAGCAUUGGUCUGCUGCGAAGCUCAAGCGCGCAGUAGCCGCCAUGCUCCUCCCUCGGGAGGAUGACGAGUGCAGCCCGCAACCAAAUAUCAAUCUGUGCGAGAAGCCCGGCAUUUCGACCGCCAAAAUUACUUGGAUUGUGGUUGGCAGUGUUUUUGGUGCCCUCAUUAUUUGCACUUUGAGCGUCCUUGCAUUUUUGCACCGCCGGAAGAAGAAGAGAGAUGCGAGCGAGGACAAGAGCGAUCGGUUCCAAGCGGCAGACUACGGUCUUGACGAUGUACCCUCCACGAAGCGAUCACGCGCACACGAUAGCGACUCCAAAUUCUCGCCUGAGGGCUCGCCCAGCGGUUUUGGUCGACGUUCAAGAGACCCUCUGGAUGCCCCCAAGGAAGCAAAGCUGAGCGCCGCCCAGCUCAACGACCACUUAGACCCAUUUGACGAUCUGGACGGAACCAAUAACCAAUGGCCCAAGAGGGAUAGCAGCCGAGGCAGCCCCUUACGAGGGAGUCCCUUGCGAGGAAGCCCUCUCCGGGGAAGUCCUCUCCAGGACAAGUCAUGA
Messenger RNA from Podospora bellae-mahoneyi, 1280 nucleotides. RefSeq lists its product as uncharacterized. Bases 687 to 1280 code for a protein of 197 amino acids. Lineage: Eukaryota; Fungi; Ascomycota; Sordariomycetes; Sordariales; Podosporaceae. The transcript has 2 exons. The record is from RefSeq and is a predicted model, not a curated record.